AUGCACCGUCACUAUGUCUUCUCCGUCUUCAGCGCCUCGACUCUACUCCUCGUCCUAGCCAAUUUGCUCGUGCCUGUCGCCAUCCUCACCUUUGCUGUCGGUUUCUUUCCCUACAAGCCCUUCCUGCCUGGUCUCGCCGAGUAUGAGCCGCUCCCCGAAUACGGAUCCCCCCCCGAUGCGCCGUUUGACCGCUUAGUGUUUAUGGUCAUCGAUGCCUUGCGCAGCGAUUUCGUCUACCUCAAUGGCUCCGGUUUUGAAUUCACGCAGAGACUGAUUUCUGAUGGAGUCGCCAUUCCCUUUACCGCCCGCGCGACGUCGCCGACCAUCACGAUGCCGCGCAUCAAGGCCAUCACCACCGGCUCGACUCCCUCCUUCCUCGACGCCAUCCUCAACUUCGACGAGGCUGACACGUCCUCCACCCUCGCCGCUCAGGAUACUUGGCUGGCGCAGAUGAAGGCGAAGGGGACGGGAAAGCUAGUCAUGUACGGCGACGAUACGUGGCUAAAGCUGUUCCCCGGCGUGUUCGAUCGCGCGGAUGGCACCUCUAGCUUCUUCGUCUCCGAUUUCACCGAGGUCGACAACAAUGUGACGCGACAUGUCCCCGGCGAACUGCGAAAUGACGACUGGAAUACCAUGGUUCUGCACUACCUCGGCCUCGAUCAUAUCGGCCACAAGACGGGGCCCCGGGGCCCGAAUAUGAUCCCAAAGCAGCGUGAGAUGGAUGAUAUAGUUCGGCAAAUCUACGAGGCCAUGGAAACGCAACCCCACCUCCAGUCAACCUUGCUGGUCUUCUGCGGUGACCACGGCAUGAACGACGCCGGUAAUCACGGCGCCUCUUCCCCAGGGGAGACCUCGCCCGCUUUAGUGUUUGUAUCACCCAAGUUGAAGGCUAUCUCGAAACCCGUCAAGGUACCGGCAGACUUCGCGGAGGAUUUCCAGUACUACGCCGUCGUAGAACAAUCCGACCUUGCCCCGACGUUAGCCGCCUUGCUAGGCUUUCCGGUGCCCAAGAACAGUCUGGGAUCCUUCAUGCUGGAUUUCCUAGAUUUCUGGCCCGAAAAACACGAUAAGCUCCAAAUACUUGUGCGCAACGCACGACAAAUCCUCGAUAUCGUUACGGCAACUUACGGUAACCCAUCCCCCGCGGGAAAGCAGCACAGCCCGAGCUGUCUUCACCCUGCCUCGAUAGCCGAAGAAUUGGUGUGUGAAUGGAGGCAUAUCAAUCACCCCGCCGAGAAGAUAUCAGCGGAAGACCAAGAAGACCUGUGGAUCGAGGAUGCGUCAAAGUGGCUUGUCAAGGUGCAAACCUUGAUGAGCGGUAUGGCUAGCAACUACGACAUGCCGAAGCUGCUAUACGGUGGGGUGGCCGCGGCAGCCGCCUCAGCCGCCGCAGUAUUGGCAGUUUUUGCUGCAGCUCCCAUAUCGAUCGCUGAUAUAGCGCCGCUAAGCCUAGUCACAGUGCUCUACGGCAUCAUGAUGUUUGCUAGUAGCUUUGUCGAAGAGGAACACCAUUUUUGGUACUGGGCCACUUCGGCGUGGCUCUUUUACCUUGCCAUUAGGUCGACGACAGUCAAGUCUCUCGCGGUAGCCUUAACCGCGCUAUGCGCCAUGCGAAUCGCCCGGGGAUGGAACCAGACUGGACAGAAAUUCGCCGGCGAGCCGGACAUCGUGACGAGCCUCCUGGCGCCGAAUCCGUCGCUGCUCUGGUUUCUCGUCAUCGCGACGUAUGCGGCGGUAUCCCGGGGCUUGUUUACGAGCCUUGGGGAUAUACCAACCGUCGUGUCAGGAUCGGUCGUCGCGGGGCUCGUCAUCUCGGCGAUGUCUUUCAAGCUCGCCUUCACCAACGAAGACGCACCCGAGCUGGUGGUCGGUUUUGCGAGGUUGCUGGCGAAUAUGUUUGAGGGCCCGCCGCUAGUCCAUCGCGCCAGGGCCGUCUUCCUUGGCCUGGGGCUCACAUUAAUCUACCCCCUGUAUAUUCUCGGGGUUCGGAGGACCACAAUCUCCAGAGACCAGGCUAUGCGGACUCUGCACCAUCUGUAUACGUUGUUUGCAUUGACGCAAUCUCGAGUGACGAACGCGCCGCUCUUCUUGUUGUUUCAGACCAUCUACUGGUCCCUAAGCGAGCUGGGCCUAGGACCGGGGGAGAUCACGAUAUCCUCACUGCUUCUGCAGUUUUCCUCCUUCUUCGCGAUGGGGGGAUCGAACGCGAUCUCGGGCGUGGACCUGUCGAACGCGUACAACGGCGUGAGCGGGUUCAACAUCGUCGCCGUGGGCGUCCUGACGUUCCUCAGCAACUGGGCCGGCCCCGUCUGGUGGGUGUCGGCGGCGAACCUGCUCCUGCUGGCGUCUGCGAAGCGCGGCGGCGGUGGCGGCCACGCGUAUGGGCAGCACGCGGCGGGGCUGACAGCGUUUGCGACGGUCAGCCUCGGGUUCGUGAUGGUGGCGUGCACGACGCUGAGGACGCACCUGUUCAUCUGGACGGUGUUCUCGCCUAAAUACCUGUACAGCAUGGCGUGGAGUUUAGGGCAGCAUCUUAUUAUCAAUCUAGGGUUCGGGGGUCUGCUGUACGGGCUCGGCUGCUGGCGCGAUGUGGCGCGUGGUAAGUAA
Durotheca rogersii is the source of this 2607-nucleotide messenger RNA. Its product is annotated as alkaline phosphatase-like protein. NCBI's taxonomy places the organism in Eukaryota, Fungi, Ascomycota, Sordariomycetes, Xylariales, Xylariaceae. Gene Ontology annotation, biological process: GPI anchor biosynthetic process. The transcript has 7 exons. Gene Ontology annotation, cellular component: endoplasmic reticulum membrane. The record is from RefSeq and is a predicted model, not a curated record. The coding region runs from base 1 to 2607 and encodes 868 amino acids.